GUUAUAUUGAUUUGGUGUAUAUGAUAUAGUAUAGUAUAUUAUGUACAUGGUACGAUAUUGUAUACGAGCACGGAUAUUUAUGGCUAGAUCAUGCGUAUUCGAGUAUCAAUCUUCCCGGGUGUCAAAGCCGGGUAUCGAGCCUUCGUAUCGGGGUGGACGAGGCUAGCCCUCAAAUUUAAGAGGAGGGUGUCAGCAGGGGACUGGGAUAGCCCUAGACCCCACUCUCUCUUCGUUUUUUUUUCUGCUUCUUCAUCCGGUUGGAGCUCCGUUUUUGGCAGCAUGCUCCUCAUUGAUUGUGUGCUGCGGUCAUUGAUUGUGUGCUGCGGUCGAGGCUGGUGGCUGCAGAAGCUCUUGUUGUCAACGGAUUUGCUUCAGGUUAUCCUCACGGCUAUGUUCUCGUGGGCUAGAGGAAGCUGUGCUCGGAUUUUUGCGGCGUCGGCGAUUCUGGCAUACGGGCCCUAGUUGUCUACUUCCUUGUUGUUUGUGGCGAUUUUGUUCGAAGGAUGUUGUAUUCAGGCUAUCGAGACCCUCAUUGGUUCUUCUCCAAAAUCUGAUCCUUGAGGGGCUCUAAAAGAUUGCUGUACGAGAUGCGAUGGUUCUCUGGUGGAAGCGUGACUGCCUUCAAUCGAUGGUGCUUUUAGUGUUGUGCCUUAUCAAAUUGGGGUCCUCCUUUAGUGGCAAAUUGCAGAGCGACCUAUUGUUGAAGUGGUUUUAUUUCUUUUGUUGGGAGUGUCCCCCGAUUCAUCACCGAUUUGAGGCGCAUGUGUUGGCAUUGCAGCGGAUCAAGGGUGCAUAUCAUUGAUGUAGAAGCAAGUGGCGCUAGUGUUUCCUUCCUUUCCUUUCACGUGGUUCUGCAUUCAAAUCGAGUUUUAUCUAGUGCGGUGUUUUGCUACAUUGCCGGCGCUAUUUGCAGAGUAGUUGAUCUUUAGCUGAGAGGGGGUUUUGAUCUUCCAAGAAGAUUUUGCGCCCUUCUUGCAAUUCCUUCGACUGAGCUACAACCUGACUCAUAUUCAGGCCUAGCAACGCUUUUGAUGACCUCCUGGUCAACAAUGCUAGAGCCCAGAAACAAUGACUUUACCAAGAACUAGUCUUGAAUCUUGUGCUCCUUCAUCGUCAAUUGAACAACCCUCAAGCUUGGACAAUUAAGAUUUGCAUAAGUUAUUGUUGCAGUAGCAUCCACAGAUUGGUCUGCAACCAUAGGUUUAUCGGGUGAGUAAGACAACAUUGGCAGUGCAGGCUAACUCUCUGGAACUUAUGAUGUUCAUGGUUGAUUCAUCUAGUGGAACCGUGGUAUUGAGGUCACAUUUUCAUCAACACCCGAUUCAUGAGAAUUGUCGGUUCCUCAUGACUAUUGUUGACACAAGGGUUUGCGUAGCUGUAAAGAGUAGGUAAAUAGAGUAGUUGUUUUAACAACAAGACUGAGAGUGGAACUGCAACAAAUUUGAAGAUCAGUUUUGGCGUCAACCUCCUUAUAUGUGGAUACUUGAGCAGGUGCACAGAAGUGAAGGGUUGCUGAUCUGCGAAGCUUGGCUACUGCUAGAAGAGAGGCAAUCAAAAGCAGAUAGGAUUUCCAAUAGAAGCAAUUGUCCAAGGGCGGUCAAGGGCUCUUGUCAACAACCAUCACCUUUACUUCAGAAUUUUCCAGAUCAUAUUGUAUAGAAAACAAUCAUCUUGUAUAUGUUGAAUAAUUCUGGAAUUGAUAAACCAUCUCAAAUUGGAUGAAAAUUUGUUUGGAUA
Molecule: messenger RNA, 1737 nt
Organism: Physcomitrium patens
Lineage: Eukaryota; Viridiplantae; Streptophyta; Bryopsida; Funariales; Funariaceae
Source: RefSeq, a predicted model, not a curated record